CAGAGGAAGAACGCAACUCAGCCUAGAGUUUUCUGGAAGAGCUAGAGCCACAGGAGCAAGAAGGUAAGACGAAUGUAGCCUCAGAACCCAGAUGCCAGGCCUUUCCUUAGGAGCCAUAUAUCUGACUUCAGUGAAGACCAGGCUUCCACACUGAGGCUCUCGACACUGGCCCCCGCCUCUCUGUGCCGCCCUGAGCAGCAUGCAGCCCCUGGGCCUCGAGGGUACCCCCGCGAUCCGCCGGCGACCUCCGCUACGUCUCCUGCUCCUAGCGCUGCUGCUGCCGCCGCGGCCUAUAACCAGUGCCCAGAACACACCGGGAACCUCCAGCUCCCCGACCCCGCCAGCCACUCCCAGCUCCUCCGCCACGCCGGGGGCUUCCAGCGCCCCAAGUCUGCGGGAGCGCGCGCGAGCCCUGAUGCGGGACUUCCCUCUCGUGGAUGGCCACAACGACAUGCCCCUUGUUCUGAGGCAGUUUUACGGCAACAGACUACAGGAUGUCAAUCUGCGCAAUUUCAGCCAUGGCCACACCAGCCUGGACAGGCUUAGAGAUGGUCUCGUGGGCGCCCAGUUCUGGUCAGCCUACGUCCCCUGCCAGACACAGGAACGGGAUGCCUUGCGCCUCACCCUGGAGCAGAUCGACCUCAUCCACCGCAUGUGUGCCUCCUAUUCUGAGUUGGAGCUUGUGACCUCAGUUCAAGCUCUGAACAACACCCGGAAGUUGGCUUGCCUCAUUGGUGUGGAGGGUGGCCACUCACUGGACAGUAGCCUUUCCGUCUUGCGUUCCUUCUAUGUGCUGGGUGUGCGCUACCUGACAUUCACUCACACCUGCAACACACCAUGGGCAGAGAGCUCAGCUAAGGGCAUCCAUUCCUUCUACAACAACGUCACUGGGCUGACCAGGUUCGGUGAGAAAGUGGUGCUGGAAAUGAACCGCUUGGGCAUGAUGGUCGAUUUGUCCCAUGUCUCAGACACUGUGGCUCGGAGAGCCUUGGAAGUGUCACGGGCACCUGUGAUCUUCUCCCACUCGGCUGCCCGAGGUGUGUGCAAGAAUGCCAGGAACGUUCCUGAUGAUAUCCUACAGCUUCUGAAGAAGAAUGGUGGCAUCGUGAUGGUGACUUUGUCAGUGGGGGUGCUGCAAUGCAACCCAUUAGCCAACGUGUCCACUGUGGCAGAUCACUUUGACUACAUCAGGGCAAUCAUUGGAUCCAAGUUCAUUGGGAUUGGCGGAGAUUAUGAUGGGGUCAGAGGGUUCCCUCAGGGGCUGGAGGACGUGUCCAUGUACCCGGUUCUGAUAGAGGAGUUGCUGAGUCGCGGCUGGAGUGAGGAAGAGCUCCAGGGUGUCCUUCGCGGAAAUCUGCUGCGGGUCUUCAGACAGGUGGAGCAGGUACGGGAGGCAAGCAAGGGGCAAAGCCCGCUGGAGGAUGAGAUCCCGGAUGAGCAGCUGGGCAGCUCUUGCCGCUCUGUUCUCUCACGUCUGCACCAGACACGGUACCUGGCUCCAGACCAGAAACUAACUGAGCCUUCAGAGCACUGGACACCUAAGUGGUCACCUAGACAAUCAUUGUCAAGAUCUCCCCCCAGAAUGGCUCCAGGCCUCACAGUUACUGCUGCCUGUUUAAUCCUCAUUCUGUGGUUCUGGUGACCCAGUUAAUCCUACCAGAUGUUACUACGGCAGCUACAGACACUGCACAAUGUUCCCCCCGUCAUGCAGGCACAAACAUUUCCUGAAAAUAAAUGUUUUACACA
Molecule: messenger RNA, 1746 nt
Organism: Mustela erminea (ermine)
Lineage: Eukaryota; Metazoa; Chordata; Mammalia; Carnivora; Mustelidae
Product: dipeptidase 2-like
Exons: 11
Coding region: 200-1642 (480 amino acids)
Biological process (GO): proteolysis
Molecular function (GO): metallodipeptidase activity
Source: RefSeq, a predicted model, not a curated record